AGUCACUCAACUUCAUCCACAACAUGCUUUCCACAACUGGAAGAAGCGCUGCGAGGCGCAUUGCCUCUGUUCGAUAUCCUCUAUCACGAAACGCCCUUCGAGCUGCGUCCUGUCAUACACAAAGAGCAAUCCGGCUGUCUCCAUCUGCAAUCCCCGUUGCUAUAUCACAAUGUCGAAGCUAUGCAAGUGGUCGACCUCACCCGCCCGGGGGCACACAUCGCAUGAACUUGGGCGGUGAACCAGAGAAGAGUGCAUUGGAACAAUAUGGGAUUGACCUGACUGCAAAGGCAAAGGACGGGAAGCUGGAUCCUGUCAUAGGCAGAGACUCCGAGGUGCAUAGAACGAUUCAGAUUCUGUCCAGGCGCACGAAAAACAACCCGGUUCUGAUCGGUUCAGCCGGAGUCGGAAAGACUGCCAUACUGGAAGGGUUGGCACAACGUAUAGUCAAAGGCGAUGUACCCGAGUCGAUUCAGGACAAGAAAGUCAUCUCGCUCGACUUGGGCAGUCUGAUUGCUGGAGCAAAAUUUCGUGGAGAUUUCGAAGAGCGGCUCAAGGCAGUAUUGAAAGAGGUACAGGAUGCGCAUGGCGGCGUGAUUCUCUUUAUCGACGAAUUGCACACUCUACUCGGACUGGGCAAGGCCGAGGGUUCCAUCGAUGCUAGCAACUUGCUUAAGCCGGCACUAUCACGUGGUGAACUGCAGUGCUGCGGAGCUACGACUCUCAACGAAUAUCGACAAAUCGAAAAGGACGUCGCUCUUGCUCGCAGAUUUCAGCCCAUCCUAGUUGGUGAGCCUUCAGUGCAAGAUACUGUUUCCAUUCUGAGGGGCAUAAAGGAUCGCUACGAAGUGCACCAUGGAGUGCGAAUCACCGAUGGAGCUCUGGUUGCAGCAGCAGCAUACUCGAAUCGAUACAUCACAGACCGUUUUCUUCCCGACAAGGCCAUAGAUCUGGUGGAUGAAGCCGCUUCAGCUCUCCGGCUGCAGCAAGAAAGCAAACCAGAUGCCAUUCAGGAGCUGGAUCGCCAGAUCAUGACGAUACAAAUUGAGCUUGAAUCAUUACGCAAGGAGACGGAUGUUGCCAGCAAAGAGCGCCGGGAACAGCUCGAAAAGACAUUGACCUUGAAACAGGACGAGGUCGGUGCUCUGACUGAGAAGUGGGAGGCAGAACGCGCCGAGAUCGAAGGGAUUAAAAGAACGAAAGAAGAGCUCGAGAGAGCACGUAUCGAGCUAGAUCAAGCGCAACGCGAAGGAAACUUUGCCAAAGCAAGUGAGCUGCGCUAUGCAAAGAUUCCGGAGCUACAAAAGAAGCUUCCUGAAGACCAAGGCGGGAAUUCCAAAACCACUGCCCAAGACACACUCAUCCAUGACUCUGUGACAGCGGAUGACAUCGCUUCCGUCGUAGCAAAGUCGACAGGUAUCCCGGUCACGAAGCUGAUGAGUGGUGAUAUCGAGAAGCUCAUCGAUAUGGAGAACGUGCUUCGUCGAUCGGUGCGUGGGCAGGAUGAAGCUCUAGUGUCUGUGGCAAACGCAGUCCGUAUGCAACGAGCCGGCCUCAGUGGCGAGAACAGACCUAUUGCUUCGUUCAUGUUCCUUGGCCCUACCGGAGUAGGGAAAACGGAGCUCUGUAAAAGGAUGGCAGACUUUCUCUUCUCCUCAUCCAACGCUGUUGUUCGGUUCGACAUGAGUGAAUUCCAGGAAAAGCAUACUGUCUCGCGCCUGAUCGGAUCGCCGGCUGGUUAUGUUGGGUACGAAGAUGCCGGACAACUGACAGAAGCGGUCAGAAGAAAGCCGUAUGCAGUAUUGCUCUUUGAUGAGUUUGAGAAAGCCCAUCGGGAUAUCAGUACUCUACUGCUCCAGGUUCUCGACGAAGGCUUCCUGACUGACGCUCAAGGACACAAAGUCGACUUCCGGAAUACGAUUAUUGUGUUGACAUCGAAUCUCGGGGCGGAAGCGCUGAUCGCGGACGAUAGCGACGGAUCUGAGAUAUCCCCAGAAGUCAAAAAGCAGGUCAUGGACGUCGUGCAAGCCUCGUACCCACCCGAGUUCAUCAAUCGUUUGGACGAAUUCAUCAUCUUCAAGAGACUGUCCAAGGAAGCGUUGCGGGGUAUCGUUGAUAUCAGGUUGAAAGAGCUGCAAGCCAGACUGGACGACCGGCGCAUCACACUGGAUGUCAGCGACGAAGUCAAAGAUUGGCUCUGCGAUCACGGCUACGACCCUCGCUACGGUGCGAGGCCGUUGAACCGCCUCAUUGCGAAGGAAGUUGGCAACAGUUUGGCGGACAAGAUCAUUCGAGGUGCUAUCACGAGCGGAGAUGUAGCGACCGUCACGUUUCAGGAUGGAAGAAAUGGCCUUGAUAUCCUUGUUCCUGGCGUUGCUGAGGCGUAAGAGCGAGUGGUGUACACAAAGGAUGAACGAAUUACGAAGUCAUGAUGGCACAGCAUGGGAAUUGUAGUUGUAAAAGAUUAUUAUAUGUACAUUACUAUCUACCUGUAGACUAUCUAGCCAAUACCCUGCUUACG
Sphaerulina musiva SO2202 is the source of this 2518-nucleotide messenger RNA. RefSeq names its product P-loop containing nucleoside triphosphate hydrolase protein. NCBI's taxonomy places the organism in Eukaryota, Fungi, Ascomycota, Dothideomycetes, Mycosphaerellales, Mycosphaerellaceae. Gene Ontology annotation, molecular function: ATP binding; ATP hydrolysis activity. Gene Ontology annotation, biological process: cellular response to heat. Bases 24 to 2384 code for a protein of 786 amino acids. Gene Ontology annotation, cellular component: cytoplasm; mitochondrial matrix. The transcript has a single exon. The record is from RefSeq and is a predicted model, not a curated record.